Messenger RNA from Topomyia yanbarensis, 1008 nucleotides. Its product is annotated as apolipoprotein D-like. The record is from RefSeq and is a predicted model, not a curated record. The transcript has 4 exons. The coding region runs from base 157 to 861 and encodes 234 amino acids. Gene Ontology annotation, molecular function: pigment binding. NCBI's taxonomy places the organism in Eukaryota, Metazoa, Arthropoda, Insecta, Diptera, Culicidae.
GAAAAGUCAGUCAGUAUUCGACGUUGUCAGCAAAAGCACGAUCGCUAUUCGCCCUACAACGGCUACGAUUCUGUCAAUUGUUUGCACACAAAACAAAAGACCACGUUUUUUAUCACUAGAAAUAGAACUAGAUCCUUCAACUAGUGGGCGUCCACAAUGCCACGAUCGGAGAUAACAACGGCUCUGCUGCUUCUGGGAUCGAUCUCUAUGGUAACUUCAAUUAUUUACCAAAAGAACUGCUUGCACUUCGACGAGGCAUACACAUUCAAAGAGAAUCGGUUCACCGGCAAGUGGUAUGAAAUGCGUCGUCUAUAUGAUCCGGAGGAUACCGAGCAGGAGGAUUGCGUACAGGAAUUGUACACCCGUGCAAGCAACAUGCUAGAUUUUGACAUAAUUCGAUCGGCGCAAAAGACUGAAAACGAUGAUCCGGUGUACUCUACUGCAGUUGCAAGUCCUCGGGCGUAUGCCAACUCAAAAGUGCCGCAAUUCUUUUUGCGCUUCAAUACCACCAACCCCGCAGAUCCAGAUACACCGAUAGACAUCGUGCAAACCGAUUAUUGGAACUACGCUAUCGUGUACUCAUGCUCCUCCAUCAACACAACAACAGUAUCAGAAUCUGCGCGGAUCUUGGUUCGUAGCCGUUCGUUGCCGAAACACGCAGCCGAUUUCAUCAGUAAAUUCGAAACGGAUCAUUUCAAGCAUCCAGAACACAAGUGGCGCAUGACGAAACAAUCGGAUGUCUUCUGCAAGCCGAACAUCCUUGUAUAUAAUGGAGCCGUUGGUGGGGAUCGUAAUGUUGCUAUUUGGCAAAGUAUAGCACAGGUCCUUAUUGUCUAUCUGUUGUCGAAACUUUAUUUGUAAAUAUGUAAUACGAUUUAAUGUACAGAUUAUUAUACGCCAAACAUACGAUGUGCCGAGUGUCUGUUUUAUCUUGUAUGUUUUGAAAGCCGUCGUGGCUCGACUGUAUAAUUGAAAUAGAAAAGUUUUAUAUGUUGUCUAAGAUUAUAA